Pyrenophora tritici-repentis Pt-1C-BFP is the source of this 1674-nucleotide messenger RNA. RefSeq lists its product as uncharacterized. NCBI's taxonomy places the organism in Eukaryota, Fungi, Ascomycota, Dothideomycetes, Pleosporales, Pleosporaceae. The record is from RefSeq and is a predicted model, not a curated record.
AUGAGCAGAAAGCAAAAGGCCCUCGCCCAAGAGGAAGCUCUGCGCAAACAGCGCGAGGCUUCUAUGCUACCUAGGCAGCCUCCCCGCCUGCCCUCGCACUCGGCCCUUCCCCAGAUCGCGACUUUCGGAGGUGAAGACCACCGUCCGGACUCGAUUGCCAUCGUAUCCAACAAAGCCGGUGCCUACAACACUGGCGUCUACACGCCCAAUGCCCUCAACUUCAGCCGACCCGGAACCGAUGCCGCCAAAGUGACACGCCAGCAGAGUCCCGCUGUGGGUGCGCCCGCAGUUGGCUCCUCGCCACCGCCCUCCAACUACAUGGACUAUGAUCCCUACCCUAGGACUGAGAGCAUGACCAAUCGCGGUCGCUACAGCUACGCCAGCAGCCAAAUCAACACCGUAAACAGCCCACGCCGCGUGAGGAGGAGAAAAGACCCUACUCCCUUCAACAUCCUCGUCAUUGGCACCAAGAACGCUGGCAAGUCCUGCUUCAUCGACUUCCUUCGCACUGCGCUCGCACUUCCUGCGCGCAAGCGACCCCAUACUCCAUCGCCCCCUGCAACUGCUGUAGGUGGUCAAGAUUCACCCUUCACCUCCGAGUUCCUCGAGACUGAAGUAGAUGGCGAGAGGGUGGGUGUCACUCUUUGGGACUCUGAGGGUCUAGAAAAGAACAUUGUCGACUUCCAGCUGCCUGCAAUCACCGCUUUCCUCGAGUCCAAGUUUGAAGAAACCUUUAGUGAGGAGCAAAAGGUUGUACGUGCGCCAGGUGUCAAGGAUACCCAUAUCCACUGCGUCUUCCUCAUCCUAGAUCCCGUCCGCUUGGACCAGAACAUUGCAGAAGCACGUAAGAAGUCGAAUCUCGUCAACAUUGGCAGUGCCAUCUUCGGAGGCUUGGAUGAAAAUCUUGAUCUCAAUGUGCUCCGGGAGCUGCAGUCAAGGACCACGGUCAUUCCGGUUAUCAGCAAAGCAGACACAAUAACGGAUGCGCACAUGCGCUAUCUAAAGAAGACAGUCUGGGACACCAUCAAGCGUGCCAAGCUGGAUCCACUCCAGGCCUUGAACCUGGACCUGGGCGAUGAAGACGACGACGAAGACCGCCUGGACGAGCGGGAUGAGGACGAAUACGACUCGUCGGAAGGAGAAGGCGAGGGCGAGGCUAAGGCACUCAACAAGAUUCUAGAGCGAUCUUCUUCUGAUGCUGCACGCUCCAUGGGUUCAUCCGGCUCAUCAACCAAAUCCCACUCCCCUCCUACAUCACCACCAAGUGCUAAGAGAAGUCACGCCCGCAAGCCUUCCGCCAUCUCCGCAUCCAUACAAGGUGACGAUGUUGACUCUCCGUUCUUACCUCUGAGUAUCAUCUCGCCCGAUCCGUACGAUCCCGAGGUGAUUGGCCGCCGAUUCCCCUGGGGCUUUGCCGACCCCUACAACCCAGAACACUGUGACUUUGUCAAGCUUAGGGAAUAUGUUUUCAGCGAUUGGCGCUCCGAACUCCGCGAAGCUAGCCGUGAGCAGUGGUAUGAAGGUUGGAGGACGACUCGCUUGGAGCAGGGCAGACGACGAGUUGUGACUUCGCAUGGACCUGCAUCAAAGGGACUUUCCGUUCCCACCGCCAACGGUCGAGCAACCAGUGCUGGCAAUCAGGACAGCCGACCAUACCGACCCAACCAAUACUAA